AUGGGUGCUCAGUCACAGCAUGAGGACGAAGAUAUUAACAUCUAUCAAACAAAAUAUCGGAUUAACGAAAAAGAUGAUACUUCGCACUCAUUGCAACAAAGUAAAAUUAAGAAAGACAAAAAAAAUCUUAACAGUAUCAUUGAAGCAAUAAAAUGUACGAUGAAUCCAUUUGAUGACACUAUUGACAAAGAUACAUUAUUCAACAUUUCAACCGGCAAAGCUGCGUCUAAAGAAGUUGCUGAUUUCCUGCUGAACGUGAAAACAGUAGGCUAUCAAUAA
Messenger RNA from Parnassius apollo (apollo), 279 nucleotides. Lineage: Eukaryota; Metazoa; Arthropoda; Insecta; Lepidoptera; Papilionidae. The record is from the annotation of a GenBank genome assembly.